GGUCGUGCAGCAUUGCUACCAGGGCAGGGGCGUGUAACUGUGAGUGAGUGUCACAGACGCACACCGUGCCGGCUGAUUUGUUUGAGGAUGGAUAGCAAGCUAGCAGCUUUUAACUUGACUGCGCCGAUUGAAUGCUGAGGAUACACAUCCAUAUGAUGGUUAAUCAAUUACAAUUUUCGCUGGCUAACUAGUUUGGGGAUUUUUUCUUCUACCUAACCAUACAUAGCUACAUUUACACGCAAACUACGCGUUUCCAUCGCAUAACAUUAUCGUUAGCUAGCUAGUAAUACAUCGGCAAGAUAGUGUAGAGAGCUAAUAGUGGGUCAUUUAAAAAAUAGCACUUGUUUCUGUUUAAUCCAUAAUGUAUAAUGUCAUAUACGGAAAUAAACAGUUGUCAAUAAUUCCGCAAAAGCUGUUUUAGCCAAGUUGUUGUGGUCCGGUUUACACUGGCAGGCUAGCUAGUCUGGCAAUCUCACAGUAGGUUUCAGACUGUGAGUGAGUCAGUAGCCAGCAGGAUUUAGCUAGCUAUCUCGCUCACUAUUGGGACGCUCUCCGACUUGCAUGGACUGGAUGAAGCCACAUAGUGACAGCGCAUCUUGAUACCUCCAUGCUGGCGAACUGCGUCACCGAGCGGGCGCUGCAGGUAUUCAGUCCCAACUCUGUCUCCGUGUUGGGAACUCUCUAGCCAUGGCAAACAUUAUCUGGAAACAUCAGUGAUUCAACGUUACAAUCGCAAUGGAACCGGGGGACGAGUCCAAUUCGGAGGCUCCCCUGGGAUUUAAAUAUCCUUCUGUUCCUAACUCGCAGUGUGAACUCAACAUUAAUAUGUAUGAGACUAUCAGCGAUGGAAACGUCAAUAAUAUGGAAACUACGACAGUCGUGAGGGGUGGAAGCGACCCGAGCCCUCCUUCAAAUUAUCAGCGGAGUGUGCGUCAGAGAUUCAUCAGGAGAAGUUUAUGGUUCUCAGACUCAGAUGAGCAGGCCUUUGAGGCUCCCGAAUGUGACAACAGGAAUAAAAUCCUCAACAUAAACCUGCGCACAAUAGUAGACAGGACACGAGGGACACGGUCUGGACUACAGGAGGGCUCAAGCACCGAGAGCCAAGGUGGUCAAAAAGAUAGCGCGACAGAGAGUGCAAGCGCCAACGAUGAGAAAGAAAAAGCUGGAGACAAAUUGGGUGUUGUCUCCAUUGACGGCGGAAAAAACGCUAUCAAAGCAGCAAGCGAUGAGAACGAGGAGGAAGCUGAGAUGAAGGCUGUCUCCACGUCUCCUGGGGGAAGGUUUCUCAAGUUCGAUAUCGAACUCGGGAGAGGGUCCUUCAAGACUGUGUACAAGGGCCUGGAUACUGACACCUGGGUGGAGGUUGCCUGGUGUGAGCUUCAGGACCGGAAACUGACCAAAGUUGAGCGUCAGCGCUUUAAGGAGGAGGCGGAGAUGUUGAAAGGUCUCCAGCACCCAAACAUUGUCCGCUUCUACGAUUUCUGGGAGUCCCCCCUCAAAGGGAAGAAGUGCAUCGUCCUGGUGACGGAACUUAUGACCUCAGGCACGCUGAAGACCUACCUGAAGAGGUUCAAGGUGAUGAAGCCCAAGGUGCUGAGGAGCUGGUGCCGGCAGAUCCUCAAGGGCCUCCACUUCCUGCACACGAGGACCCCGCCCAUCAUCCACCGAGACCUCAAGUGUGACAACAUCUUCAUCACCGGCCCAACCGGCUCCGUCAAGAUCGGAGACCUGGGGUUGGCAACCCUCAAAAGGGCUUCCUUUGCCAAGAGUGUUAUUGGCACCCCAGAGUUCAUGGCUCCAGAGAUGUACGAGGAGCACUAUGACGAGGCAGUGGACGUGUAUGCCUUUGGGAUGUGCAUGCUGGAGAUGGCCACCUCGGAGUACCCCUACUCCGAGUGCCAGAACGCCGCCCAGAUCUACCGCAAAGUCACCAGCGGGGUGAAGCCUGCCAGCUACAACAAGGUUAUGGACCCUGAAAUCAAGGAGAUUAUUGGGGAGUGCAUCUGCCAGAAAAAAGAGGAGCGGUACUCCAUCAAGGACCUGCUGAACCACGCCUUCUUCGCUGAGGACACGGGCGUGAGGGUGGAGCUGGCCGAGGAAGACGACGGGAAGAAGGCGUCCAUCGCUCUGAAGCUGUGGGUGGAGGACCCCAAGAAGCUGAAGGGGAAGUACAAGGAGAGCGGCGCCAUCGAGUUCUCCUUCGACCUGGAGACGGAGGUCCCGGAGGGAGUGGCCCAGGAGAUGGUGGAGUCUGGCUUCUUCCACGAGAGUGACGCCAAGAUUGUCGGGAAGUCCAUCAGGGACCGUGUGGCCUUGAUAAAGUGGAGGAGGGAGAGGACCGUAUCAGCUGGACCGCCGGUGGAGCAGGCGGAGGGGGGGCCUGGGGCCCACGGCGCCCCGCCCCAGGGCACCUCCAGUGGGGUAACACAAGGAAAACAGCCCCCCCUGCAGGAGCCAGAGGAGCCCGAGGCAGACCAGCACGCCCGGCUGUGUAACCUACCAACCAGCACCACCUCUGUCACAUCAGCAGACAGCACCUUUGACAGCGGUCUGGGCUCCACUGUGUACUCUGACUCCCACAGCAGCCAGCACAGUGUCCUCUACCAGUCCCUGCUGGAGCCCAUCUCCAUGGCAACACAGCAGCGCCAGCGCAGCGGCCCGUGCCUGCCCUCUCAGUGGCCCAGGUCAUGUGAGAGGGGCGGGCCGGGGCCCCCCGGUCAGGAGCUCAGGCCGGGGGCGGGGCUGAGCGUGGGGGUGCGUAGAGGCAGCACCUCGGUCAUUGACACGCUGAGGGGCCACCACAUGGCCCACCUCCACACCCUCUUCCAGUCCCAGCACUCUGAGCCCGUCAGCCCCGCCUCGUCGCCAACCGACGACCAAUCAGACACCAGCGCCUCCGAGGGCUACUCCGAGGCAGAAGACGGCUUCCCCUCCCACAGCGCGACGUUUCCCCUUUUGCACCUCUCGCCUCCCACAGUAUCUCGUCGUCAUAGUGACUCCUCCAUGGAGCAGGCGUCGGAGGCCGCGCGUGAGAGCCCAGCUUUGCCCGUUCCCAGGGGGAGGAGACACUCUGACCUGAGCCUGCUCCAUAGCCUCAGCUCCCCCCACCGCCACCAAGCCCCGGCCGUGUCCCACAUGUGCCGGGGCUGCCUCUCCCUGCUCCUGCUGAGGUCACGGGAGGGGGGGUUCCACCCCUCCCCGGUUGCCAUGCCGCCUCAGCUGUGUGCGUGCGCCCACAGGCCCCACCUCCCUGGGGCGACCCCGUCAUGCUCGGGAAGGGUCAAGGCGGGAAGUGACUGCUCAGACUUCUCCCUGUUCCAGAAGUCCCUCCUCAACAUCAUCAACCGCAAGACCGCACCCCUUUUCGCCUCCUCCAACCAGGGCCCCUCCCUGCUCCAGCUGCCCACCACCUACAGGCCUGCUCAUAGCUAUGGAGACGGCAGUCUGAAGGGUCUCCUGCAAGGCAUCAGUCUGGGUGGGGAGACGGCCCCCCCAGCCCGCCCCCAGGACCGCAGGGCCAGUUACUGUGCUGGGGAGCAGCGAGCCACUGGGGCCAUGGCAGUGUCCAGCUCUGCGGUGCUCCAGAACCAUCCAUCGUUCCAGAGCCUGCUGUGCUCCAGCCCGGCCCUGCAGCACCUCCAGCCCGGACACAGCUACCCCUCGGCCCCCCGGCCUGCCCAGCACACCUCCGCCUCAGCCGGCUUCUCAGCAGCAGCAGCCCUCCAGCACGCUGCCCCCACAGCCAGCUACACAGACCCAGCUGCAGCCUGUCACUCUACACCAUACAUUCCUCCUCCACAGACUCAGGCAGCGCAGAGCUACCCGGCUCAGAGCCAGCAGCAGGCGGCUGGGUACUCUGCGGCAGCCUUCCAGCAGCUGCAGGCAGGGGCUAGCUACACAGCGCCGCCAGUCCUGCAGACGGCGUCCGAACAGAGCUUUGUGGCUCCCCCUCUUCGGCAGACUCAGCCUGCAGCGAGCUACCCUCCAAGUUUACAACAGACCACUGCCACGCCCCUCCAACAGUCUGUACCUGCAGCGUGUGUAGCAGCAGCAGCACAGCCUCCGCAUCCAACUGCACAGAGCUUCACCACUCCAGUGGGUUCUGUACAGCAGACACAGAGCUAUGCAUCUGUAGCCUCGACGAUGCGCCCCACCCCACAGCCGUUCCCUGCCCAGGCCUCCGUUGCAGCUACACAGUCUGUAGCCGUAGCCCCAGCCCUAGCCCCAGCCGUAGCCCCAGCCGUAGCCCUAGCCCCAGCCCUAGCCCCAGCCCUAGCCCCAGCCCCAGCCCUAGCCCCAGCCGUAGCCCCAGCCGUAGCCCCAGCCCCAGUCAUACCUCCUUGUCAGCAGCCUGGACCGAGCUCUAGUAAUAUAGCUAACUUUACACCAGUGCAGUACAGCCAACAGACUGGGCAGGUGCCUAUUCAACAGCAGCACAGCCAGAAGAUAGCCCAGGCCACAGUGCAGCACAGCCAUCCGGCUGCACAGACCCAGAUCCAGCAGCAACUCAGCCAGCCCACUGGACAGACCUGUAGUCAACAACCACAACAACAAAUGGGACAGCCUUCUUUUCAACACACCCAAAACAGUCUACAAGCCCAACAGACAGGGCAGGUCUCAGUUCCUCAAGUCAUCCAGCAGGUAGGCCAGCCUCCUGUGCCUCAGAGCUACUCCUCCUCGGCCCCAGUCGCCCUGCCACCACCAACCCUGCAGAGUUACCCCGCGGCCCCCCUAGCAGGGCCACAGAACCCUGGCUCCCAGGGCUAUGCCCCCUCAGCUUCACAUGUUCCCCAGCAGACUGUGCCAGCGGCAGGCUACAUGUGUACACCGCCUGCUGCAGGGGCCCAGAGCUAUCAGCCCCCCCCUGGUCCUCCUCAACAGAUGGCUGCCCCACAGUCCUACCCAGUGAACAAACCUGCUGGUCAUCACCAGAGCUUGCCACCUGCAGCUACUACUGGACAGCACAACCAACCGGCUUCCCUCCCACCUGCCCAACAGUUCCAACCCUAUCUCUACCCUGCAGCUUUCCUGAACCAGAGUCUCCCUCCUGGUCAGAGUGUGCCACAGCAUGGUGCAGGUGGGACAACCCUUGUUCAGAAUGUCUACCAAUCGUCUUCCAGCCUGCCUGCACAAGCCCCUCCCCAGCAUUCAUUGGCUCCGACUGUCCAUCCACAAUUACAACCACUGCAGAUCUCCGCCUCUCUGCCCGCUCCAUGUGGAGCCCAGUUUCCCGCUUCAUAUCCCACCAUCCAGGUGGUGGCUGGGUGUGACUCCUCCUAUCCUCCCCCGUGCCCCCCUUCCCAGCCCUACCCCUCCUCCGCCGCCUCCUCCCUCGCUCCAGCUCUGGCUCCUAUCUACCUUUCUCCUGGCCAGACUCUCCCCCCCUCGGCCUCCCCCCUGUCCCCCCUGCACAUGGACAGUGCUCUUGCUCCCCCGGCCCCUGUGCCCCUCAUCCUCUCCCCCACACCCCAGCUGGCCACGGUGGUGCCCCCCAUGCCACAGCAGCAGCAGGUCUACCCCUCUGCUCUGCUACAGAGCUUUCAAACCGAAGUUCCUCAUCCGCAGCCCGCGCUCAUCCCCGCCCCAUCCACUGCUUUGCAUAUUACACCCCUCACACACCCCAGUCCCGCCCCGCCGCGGUGCACCGUCCCCCAGCCAGCCCCCUUACCUGACCCCAGCUCUCAGCCUCUAAGACAGCAGGUUCAUCAGCAGGCCCAUCCCAGCCACCCAGAUCCUGGCCCCUCAGCCCUCCCCACCCAGCCUGCAGUGUUCCCCUCUCCCAUGCCUGUCGGACAAGACACGACCACUGCAGCAAGCCAGCUGGACCACAACCAGAACCCACACCUGGCCCAGCAUCCGGUCCAUGCCCAGAGCCAGCCUGCAGCGCCGCAGCCCUCUGGCUGCCAGACAUCAUCAUCAUCAUCUGCUGCAGCUGCCAGCAGCAGCCUGACUCCGCAGAACCAGGCCAGUGCUCCCACAGGACAGGCCCCCGCAGAGCCCAACCCGGAGGAUGCCGCAUCGGAGAAACCAGCAUCAGGACAGAGCUACACCCAUGACAGUGUGAACUCAGACGCCACCUCGGGGAAGGAGAUGAGCGACGGCUACGAGGGGACGCACGGCGGGAAGGGCGAAGGAAGGAUCCGGAAGCACCACCGCAGGUCCACGCGCACACGCUCCUCGCGCCAGGAGAAGACCAGCAGGCCCAAACUCAGCAUGCUCAACGUGUGUAACACGGGAGAUAAGAUGGUGGAAUGCCAGCUGGAGACUCACAACCACAAGAUGGUCACCUUCAAGUUUGACCUGGAUGGAGAUGCCCCGGAGGAGAUCGCCACCUACAUGGUGGAGAAUGACUUCAUCCUGCCCCUGGAAAAGGAGAUGUUCAUUGACCAGCUGAAGGACAUUGUGGACAAGGCCGAGGACAUGCUGAGCGAGGACGCCGAGGGGGAGCGGGGCUCCGACCAGGGGAGCAGCCCUCAGCAGAGCCAGGGAGCUGGCCCCCUCGGGGGAGAGUGUGUAAAGUCUGCAACACCCAACUCCCCACAGCUGGUCUACCAGCAGAACGUCCUCCACACUGGCAAGCGCUGGUUCAUCAUCUGCCCCGUGGCUGAGACGCCCACUCCAGACAGAGAACCCAGCCCCGCCCACGCCUCUACAGCCAAGGAAUCAGGAGGUCCUGCCUCAUCUUCAGUCAAGUCCAGCUCCAGCACCCCUCCAGUCCCUGCUCAAGUGUCCUCCACCCCCUCUGCACCUGCAGACUCAGCCCAGCCUCAGGAGCCCCAGGUGGGCAAGGCCAGGGUUCAGCACAUCCAGCCCUCUAUAGCCAAAGCCUCCACUGUUGUCACUGUUGACCGCCACAACUCCCUCUCUGUUGACGAGCCCUGCAUCCCCACAGUCUCCAUGGUAACUGACCUCCCCUGCUGCCCCAUCGUCCCGCCUGUGUCUCUAGAUGUGACCCUGGGCCACAAGGGAGCAGGUGGAGCCUCCUCCGUAACCAAUCAGGAGGCUAGCCCCAGUGGAGAACCACCCCCUCCUCUGGUCUCCCACCAAUCAGUAGUCCUCCAGCAGCCCUAUGCCACCCCCAUCCCGUCUGGCACUGUGACCUCCCAACCCCAGAGUCCAGCCCACCAGGCUGUCCCGGGGUCCUCCCAGCAGCCGGGGGGACCAGGGGGCUCUGGGGGUGGAGGUCCAGGGGAGUCUGACGGAGAGGGCCCCCCCAGAGUUGAGUUUGUGGACCGCACCAUCAAGACCCUGGAUGAGAAGCUGAGGAACCUGCUGUACCAGGAGUACGUCCCCUCUCAGCCCUCAAGCACAGCAUCAGACCCCCAGGGCUCCAGCACAGAUGGGGUGUCUGACUGCCAGGCCACCGGGGAGGGAGGACCGGCCCGCAAGGGAGAGCUGCUGCCUCAGAUUCCCGAGCGUGCAGACAGCCUGGGCCUGAGUGACUCUGCAGUACCUGCCUCUGGCAAGGUUUUGGAUAACGACAACUCCAGCUCACACGACUCAAAUAGCCGUUUUCAGAUCGUCCCCCCCACCCCCCCGGAUGUAGUCCGUCGUCUGGAGAAGACCAGGAGGGGCCGGAGCUCCAGCAGCUCACUAGCACCCUCCAGUGGCUCGGGGGGGUCCCACGCUCCCAACGAGCCGGGGGCCAGGAGGGGCCAGGGCUGUGUGGCCGUCGGCAGGUUCUCAGUGGUGACAGCGGAGGAAGGGCCCGAGGCUGGCCCCAAACCCCACAGUAGCAACCGCUACUCUGCCCCCCCCAACUUCUACCGGGACACCUCCAGUCCUGACUUCACUCCCACCCACAUACCUCGGGCACAAACCAUCGACACCCCCACGCAUUACUCCUUCCGCCUGUACUCUGACUCGGGGGAGGAGGACAGUAGCAGCUUGGCUCCUCCCUCUGCCCAUGACCCACCCCCGGCACACGCCCUCUCCGAGCACAGCGGAAGUGACCUCAUGAAGAGGGCGGUGGCCUUCCUGCGUCGGACUGGCCGCAGCAACAGCACUCCGAGCUCAGACUCACCGAGCCGGCAGCCUGCGGCACUGAACGGCCACGCCCCCUCGCCACCCGGAGGCCACGCUCAGUCGUCGUAUGUCAGUAGUGACAACGACUCUGAGUUUGAGGAUGCAGACAUGAGAAAGGAGCUGCAAAGACUCAGAGAAAAACACACGAAGGAGAUCUCUGAGCUGCAAGCCUUCCAGAGGAACGAGAUUGAGCACCUGUAUAAGGAGCUGGGUAAAACUCUGCCCCCUGGUGUUGGCCUGCUGCAUGCGGCGCCCCCCAGUGGCCGUAGACGCAGGUCCAGCAAACACAAGCUAAAGACGGGCAAGCUGCUCAACCCCAUGGUGCAGCAGCUCAAAAAAAAACUCAACACCACCGCGGGUGAGAGGAAAGGUGAGAGUGCAGCCAGCUCGUCUGGUUCUCCAGCCAAAAGCUCUGUUCAGUCUGACGACUCAACCCGCUCCAGUGGCUCCAGCACGUCAGCUACCAUCCCAGCCCCAGAGCCGGUCCAGACCCAGCAGCCAUGCUCCCUCAAGGGCUCGCUCUCUUCAGACAACAUCUACACAGCACUCCACGGCGACAGCAUGACUACCAAUACAGGUCCCGGCCAAGGGUCCUCUCACAGUGCCAGUGCAGCUCAAACAGCUUCCAAUCCACUUCAGCCAUUAUCAGCUGCUGGGGCUGGCCCACCACAGUCCCCCCAACCAAUCUCUGGACUCGUUCAGGUUCAGACUAACAACAGCAACAACAAGAAAGGCAUGUUCACAGAUGACCUGCACAAGCUUGUAGAUGACUGGACAAAGGAGACACUUGCAGCAGCCAAUCAACCUCGGCCCUCUCUGAACCAGAUCAAGCAACAGCGACAUAAGCAAGACCUAGAGGGCAGAGCCAUGCCCCUAGGAAGAGCCUUUCAGGAGGUGAGAAGCCACAUUGCACCCAACAAGUUCCAGUUGCCCCUUUCCUGCCCGUUGACAGCUGCUUUAAGCCCCGUCAUGCCUGCUGCCACCCUGGGUGCCCACCAGUCUGCCAUGCUCCAGCCUGGGUACUUGGUGCCAGCUGGUUCCUAUGGAGGUGUAGUGACUGGGGCCCUGUACCCACAGCAGUGGUCUGGUAUGCCCAGUCAUGUGGGCUUGCUUGGAACUGCAGGAGUGCUACCACCCUAUCCUACCAUGGACAAUGCAGGGGUGCAGGCCUACCCCAUGACCUUGCAUAGCCCUGACAGCACCUUCCCCAACACCAGAACUACCUAAAUCGUAAAUCAUUACAAGCAGGAUAGUCCAGCUCUGAGUCUAUGGUCGGGGUACCAGAGGAACACUUGUACAUAGCCUGUGAGCUUGUAAAUAUCUUGUGAGAAUGUUGAUAUCCUUUACAUACAGCCCCUGUAGUUUCUUGUAUGUACUGUAGGUCUAUUUUGUGUGUGGAUGUAGUAUACAUGUUCAGUGAGUGUCUGAGUACCUUAUACUUUUGGCUCUGGUUUUGACACAGUCAUACUUGAUAUAAUAUCACCAUGAUGUCACCAUAUCCAUCAUUAUCAGAAAGCUGUCAUUGUGUUACAAUUUGAUUCACUGUAGAUUUGUUAACCUUUAACUCCAAAAUACAUCAGAUUCCAAACACACUGAUUUGAGACAACAGGGCAGUAUGUCAGGUGAAGUGCUCUGAAGGAAUGUAGUGCCUUGAACAUUGCUUUUUCUGUGAAACUAAGCAUGUCCACAUCAGAGUUGUUUAAUUCAGUGGUUUGAGUUCUGCUUUGUUUUUAAUGCAUUGCUGACACAUUCUCCCCCCCCCCCCCCCCAUUGGUUUACAUAUGAAUGCCCUUGUAGCACUGCACUAUUAACACAGUAUAUGCUCUUAUUUAAGUAAUAAAUCAUGCUAUUUUAAUCCAUGUUUACUCUCCACCCCUGUGACAGAACGCCAUAGAGGAGAGAAGUACAGUUGCCUUGUGGGAACCGUGUGUACAGUUGAAAAGACACAACAACAGAAAACAGCAGAACUCAUGAAGUUGUAUCCAAGUUCAUUUGUUUAGUUGGACAGUCUCAUUUGGACAUGAUUUGAUAAGACAAGAAGAGUGAGCAAUGUUAGGGGUUGGCUUUCAGUCGGAAAGCAGUAGUGCCCAGAGUAAUAUACAGUGUGCUAAAACAUACAUGACUGGUAGUUCAGGUCAGAAUGGUGGUCAAAGUAAGAAUGUAGCAAUGUAGAGGUAGAUAGAUUUGCUGAGUGAGACUGAAAGUGCAAUUUCACUCCCCAAAAAGCUUUCGUAAUGGCCUUGCCACAAGCCUUACCCAAGAAACCUGUGAUAGGAGCUAUAAUAGCUUUUGUUUGCAUUUAUUUUAACUGCAUUUUCAGAUUAACACUUUAUAACUGCAAAACAUGAUCCUUUUUGCUCAUCGCUGCUCUUAUUAAUCACAUUGGUGGUUUUGCUUUGUGUGCAAUAUGUUGUGUUUCUGAAGUAUUUUAGUUUUCUCAUGAAGCUUGGUUUUGAUGCUGCUAGUGGGCCUGAAGUGGUUGCCCUUAAGGCAUCCUACUUUGGCUAAAUGGAUUAAACUACAAACAUGGUACCUAAACACAACAAUUCCCCCCCCCCCCCCCCAGUAGGCUGCUCAUGUCAGUGAUAUUGCCUUGUUGAAUUUAUUGAAUUAUGUAUAAUUGACCAGGUUGCUACUGAUUAAGGCCUUGCUGUUUGAACUAUUUUUGCUGUUUGAGUGUUUGAUUUAAUUGUUCAGUAUGAAACACAAAUUCAGAUAGUUACUUGAUUGAGGAGAUUUGCACAACAACACAUGUUCUCCGCCAAUUUUAACCUGUGAAAAUGUGUUUACCAACACUUUGUACAUAGUCAGCUUGCCACCCUGACCAUUGAUGAUGAGCAUGGCAAACUGUUCAGAUUCGGACAUGCGCAGAGAUCAUGAUAACAGCCAGUCUGAAAUUUCCCAUUCCACCCAAACACUAUCAGAAGGUUGCAGCACCCCAAUUUUGCCAAGCUGUGAAUUGUACAGUUUUUCUGUAAUAUUUGUAAAUUGUGUUUGUUUUGACUGUAGAGGGAUUUUGCUUCAAUGUUUAUUAAUCCAUCAAUUCGGUUUGAAUUGGACUUUUAUAGGGCAUUAUGCAGAGUCCUCUGCUUUGGUGAAAUACUUCUAGUAGUAAGAGAUUUAUGUUCUCUGUUACUCGUCGUAUCUGGCAUUCACUGCUCCAACUCCCUGUCUGCUCACACUUAGUGAGCAGAUGAGGGGAGAACUCUAAACCAGUAUAUUCAUAUUGAUGCUAUGUUCAUGGAUGUAGACAUGCAAUGCAUAGUGCAGACAACAAAGAGAACCGUUUAUGGCCAUUACAUUUCUAUCCAGACAUUGCCUCUUUUGAAUAUGCUCUGAUUGUUAGUCAAACAUUAAAAGUGUGUGGGACUAGCUUCUGCCUGCUGUAUAUGUCCCAGUUCAUUACCAGACCCAACCCAGUCAGCUGCAUUCUAAUUGGAAAGACUGUACAUGUUUAAAGAAAUAAAUAAACAUUAUUUUGUGCUUA
Molecule: messenger RNA, 11512 nt
Organism: Osmerus eperlanus (European smelt)
Lineage: Eukaryota; Metazoa; Chordata; Actinopteri; Osmeriformes; Osmeridae
Product: serine/threonine-protein kinase WNK2
Exons: 29
Coding region: 736-9252 (2838 amino acids)
Biological process (GO): negative regulation of sodium ion transport; intracellular signal transduction; monoatomic ion homeostasis
Cellular component (GO): cytoplasm; cytosol
Molecular function (GO): protein serine/threonine kinase activity; potassium channel inhibitor activity; ATP binding
Source: RefSeq, a predicted model, not a curated record